AUGUCGGGCAAAUACGCGUUCUCGCAGACGUUGAAGGAGGUGCGGUUUUUGUUUUGCCAGACGAGUGAGAAGAGCGCUGGUGCGAGAACAUUCCUAGCACGCGCAUAUCCUACGAUGAAGAAGAACAAUCCAAAUACUCCAAUUAUGCUCCGCGAAGCUGCAGAUACGCCGGCUAGAGUGUAUGCACGAUACGAAUUUGGGAAGGAGAAGAGCGAGUCGUUAGCUGGAUUAUCGGAUAAGGAGAUUGAAGAGAAAGUUACGGGGUUGGUGAAGAGUAGUGCGUAG
This is a messenger RNA of Glarea lozoyensis ATCC 20868, 285 nucleotides long. RefSeq names its product Thioredoxin-like protein. The transcript has 3 exons. Lineage: Eukaryota; Fungi; Ascomycota; Leotiomycetes; Helotiales; Helotiaceae. The record is from RefSeq and is a predicted model, not a curated record. The coding region runs from base 1 to 285 and encodes 94 amino acids.